Messenger RNA from Penicillium nucicola, 483 nucleotides. RefSeq names its product Ctf8 family protein. The transcript has a single exon. Gene Ontology annotation, biological process: mitotic sister chromatid cohesion. The record is from RefSeq and is a predicted model, not a curated record. Lineage: Eukaryota; Fungi; Ascomycota; Eurotiomycetes; Eurotiales; Aspergillaceae. Gene Ontology annotation, cellular component: Ctf18 RFC-like complex. Bases 1 to 483 code for a protein of 160 amino acids.
AUGCCCUCCAUUAAACUCCACCCUUCCUCAGGCUCAUCAGUAACAAAGGCAUCAAACCCUCAAGCCCCCCCGAACCCUCUCCCACCCCUCCUUCAAACCCCGACAGGCCUCGCCAUUCUCGAACUUCAAGGCACAAUCAACGUCCCAACGUCAAACAAUGAAGAUGAGAUGACCGACGGCCCCAACUCUACCUCCAUUUCUACAGACCCAUCCUCCACCUUCGAAACCCCAAUUGGAAAACUCAUGUUCCCGGACUAUUCGGUGCACAACCCAGACGACACAAAAUGGAUGAAGCGCGCAUACCUUUAUGUCGGCCGGUACCAGCGCAUGACCGGGGAAGUGAAGAAACUUCCACGCCCGAUUGCCGUGUUGCAGAGGCACCAGAGUGAGAGCAGUGGGAAUGAGGAGGAAUUGGAAGUUGUUGAGAUUGUGCGGUAUAAGAUUUUCUUCAAGAGUCGGCCUGAGCCUGUUAAUAAUGUUUGA